AUGAACUCGAAAAAACAUAAAAACAAAAACCGUGCUAAGGUGAAUCCGACGCCAGUGCAAAAGCAAGAUAUCGCUGAAAUCGCCAAAAUUGAGGAUAUAUUACCGGUAAAAGAUCCGGAACCAGAGGUCAAUAAUGAAGAAAUAGUACCAGUGAAGGGAGAAGUUAAGAAAACUCUGGAUACUUCAAACGAAGAAAAUUUGCAGGAGCUUAAGGAAUCUCUUACUGAAUCUUUGAUUGGUGACUCACCAGUCAAACCCAAGAGACUUAAGGGUAAGAAAAAAAAACAUAAUGUUACCCUCGAAAGCGAUCAAGAUAACAAGGUGGAUAAUAAACAGGAGGACAAAGUCAGUCAGAACGUCCAAGAGAUUUCUGAAAUUAAUUUACCUGAUAACACUACUCAAGAGCUUUCGGAUGUCCAACCAUGUGCGCGAAAGAAGAAAAAUAAAACUAAAAGACAAACUCCGACCACAAACGAGGACAUCAUAGAAAGCAAGUUUGAUGCAGAGGCCAGAAUCAACAUGGACGAUACUGAAGAGAAAAGAAAAGACACAGCUGAAGCUGAAGGGAACGUUUCAAAGAAAAAGAAUAAAAAGAAAAAGCGUAGGCUUGAUUCUGAAAAAUCUGACAAGGUAGAAGAACAAAUGUCAUGUACGGCGGCUUUCAAGGAAUUAGUUGAUGCACAAAAUGAUAAAAAUGUUUUAAUUGACGCAAUAGAAGAUGUGAAGGAACAUGCUAUUGAAAAUGCAGAAAAUAUAGAAAUAACUUCAAAGGUUGAAGAUUUUUCUGAGCAGGAUGUAGCUAAAAGCGAAGAUUUCAAAGUACAAAAGAAAAAAAAGAAAGAAAAGAAGUAUCCUCUUAAGGCCAAAGAGGAUAGUAACUAUAGCGAAAAUAAAGUUGAUCAAAAAGGUGCUGAAAGUUGUGAUGUUAUUCAACCCACGAUGACAGUACGAAAACAAGACAGUACGAAAGGUGAUGAAGUUCCUAACAAACUUUUUGAGCAAACAGGGCACAUAACAGAAAAACCAUUACAAGGAGUUGUGGCUGCGGAAAUAGGACCAAAAGAUAUUCUGGAACGUACAGAGUCAAUGUGUGAAAACUUAGAGGUUAGUAAUAAGUUAGUGAAAACAAGUGAUGACUCUUCUCUAGUUCCUAAAGACUCUAUGCAAAAUCUAAAUGCUACGCCGCUACUGUCGGAAACAGGAAGACUAAACGAAAUUCCAGUACAUGAUAUCUCCAAAGAAAAAAAUAUUUAUAGUACCAGCUCAAGUAAAACAGAAGAAAACGUAGUUAUUAAUGAGAAAGACAAAGAAUCUGCGAAUAUUUUAGUGAAUGUUGAAGAAAUGUCAGAAAAAGAUCAAUUAAAUGCAACAGAACAUAGCACAAAACUUGCCAGCUUAUCCGGACCACCAGAUAAAGCACAAAUUCCUAAAAGUGUGACUGAUGACUUUAGUCAACAAGAUAAGAAAAAUGAUGAUACCUUACAAGAAGAAAUUUCUGAAGGGAAAACUGAAGAAUCAAUUGAUACAAAAGAGUUUUGUGAUCAUACUCCUGAUUUUAUCCACAUACCACGUUCAAGCAGUCAUCAACUUUUGGAUGAUAAUAACAAUAACACGCGUAUUCAAGAAAUAACAGGAAACGACGAACUAAAACUUGGUAUUCCUGUUUUGACAUCUAGCAUUAUACAAGGCUCUGGUGAAACGCCUGUAUCAACGCCGAAAGUCAUGGCGACUGGUAUUAGCGUAACGGAAAUAGAAAGUAUACCGAACAGAAAUCAAGAAAAAACCGAUCUAAAAUCGAAAAUGAUGGAGGUGAAUCAGGAUCUAGAGGAAUUAAAAAUGUCUUUGGAAAAAUCUUUAGCCGGUUUGAACGUCUUAGAAAAGAGUGAGCAAAGUUUCAACGAAAAUAGAUCAGGUGAGAAUAAUGUUACAAAAACUGGAGACGCUAGCAAGACCACAAACAAUUCGAAGGACGGAGGCAAAAUUUAUAAACCUUUAGCAGAUCGAUUGAACGAAAUUGAAAAUAAAUUUGCCCCAACAGAUUUAAAACUUUCCGAAGAUACUUUUGAACACCAACCAAAUACUGAACAAUUUUCAGCAUCUUCGGAUAUUGAAACACCGCCCGUUUGUCCAUCGCGUAAAGAUCGUAAAGGCAAAAGCAAGGCUAAAAAGAGGGGAAGGAGAGAGCCCGAACCAUAUACAACGCAAGCAACUAGCGUUAGUUGUGAAACGAAACAAGAAUCUAAUACUGAGAAGCAGCAAGAAACUGAACAAAAGACAAAAGACUGUGAAGGAAAAGACAAAAAGCAAGCCUGUAGUGACAAUGAAAAUACCAAGCAGCUAUCGUCAGAGUUGCAAUUUGAACCAAUUGAAAAUUUCGAAGAUGCUCUGUCAUCUAGUCCGGAUGACGUGGACAUAAAUAAAACUUUCGAAAUCAUUGCAAAGGAAUUAGACAAGCGCCCCCAAAACGACCAAAAUCUUAAAGAUUCAGUUCAUGUAUACCCAUCAGAAAUAGAAAUUAAUAUAACACCUCCGGCAGAAGACGGUGAAAAGGAGAAAGAGGAUAAAAACGUCAAUCACGCGUCGCAGCCAAAAAACUUAUUAGGCCGCCCCAACAUUCCUGUGUCAUCGAUGCAUUUAAAAGAUCAAAAACAUAUCUACGCUGACGCAAAAAACAUCUCCGGCCAAAACUAUCGACUGAUAAGGAUGCAGAUGAUUCUAUCGUGCGAGAAAAUGUUGAAAAGGAAGCUCUGGCCUUGGGAACAGGAGGCGCUACUUUAUCCGAGGAUGUGCGCCGACGUGCGAUGCAGGGAAUGGAAACAGUCGAAGUUGACGGAUUGCGAGGGGUGCGGCCAGGUGUCAUUCUGCAAUGAACACCCAGACCAUUUGCCGCUGAGCCACCAUCGAUGGUGCAAGUCGUAUGCGCUGUACCAGAAGCUGGUACUGUACCAGCAGUCGAACGGCAGGCUGGAGCCGAAGCUGCCGCGAAUGGUGAUGGUGGGAAGCUUCGUGGUCCCGGAUAAGAUUAACGAAGUACUCGCUACGAUGUAUGAAGAGAAAAUUGAUAUGUCGGAUAUCCAGUAUGCUGCGCUGACUCAAGUGGCAACCGCCCCCUUGACCACCGCUUACUGCUAUCAAAUCUACCGUCAAUUAGUCAGCUGCACUAACGGUUUAUGUAAGAAGCCGACCUUCACCGUACACUUUGUCGGAGCGGAGUUGCAGUUCGAAGCAGACUCGCUGAACAAGUGGGAAGUGUUUCUUCUCCAUAUCAAGCCUGAAGUUAAGGAUCUUCAUGUAGCCCUCAUAGGAGUCGAUCUGAACCCCUCAAAUUUACCACUACACUUGCUGGGAAAGAUCAAACUCUGCGACAAUUGCCGCGAAAGCAAGCGCCGGGUGCAUUUCAGUUUCCAGGACAAGAUGACCUACCGCGACUUCUGGGCAAGUGACGAAUUCACAGUGCCCGAUAUAGUUUGCGCGUUCAAUGCUGGCGUGCACAGAUCUUUAAUGUACCAUGGAAGCGACGUCUGGUCAUCAACAAUCAACUGUGUACUGAAACAGAAGGUCCCGUUUCUGAUAACCGCCUACACUCUAGAAGAACUGAUGAGGGAUCUGGAGUGCGCUAAGAGCUAUGCAGAAGUUGACUACAAGCUGAUAUCGGAGCCAAGGCUCAACCCGUUCGCGAGCGUACGACCAGAUCGGAAUUUCAUAACUGAUGAAGAAACGCCCCUCAUUUUCAAGAAUUACUGCUUUUCUGUUUUGUGUGGUAUC
Molecule: messenger RNA, 3765 nt
Organism: Iphiclides podalirius (scarce swallowtail)
Lineage: Eukaryota; Metazoa; Arthropoda; Insecta; Lepidoptera; Papilionidae
Source: the annotation of a GenBank genome assembly